AUGCCUGGACCAAGGUUCUCAGGCGGGCCUAAUUCAGUCGAACAUUCCUCGAUUGAACUUGAUUCGACUACUCUGCAACCUAGUCUCGUACCGCCUGUGUUUUCCAACACCGCUGCUAACAUGGAUUCGCCCGAGUUCGUACUUUGGCCGUUGGCAUACUUCCCUGGACCUUCGGCGUCUAACAUGGGCUACCUUUCCACCGAGCCCAUGCUACUUCACCAGACAACUUUGGCCCAAUCACUCCACCCUUCCGCUGUACUGCCCCAUAACCUACAGCCUCAAUUAAUCUCAACGACAGCGACGAACAACGACGUCGGCUUCGAUGGUCCUUUAAUAAAUAUCCUACCCAAUUCGAACCAUUUGACGCGAUCGCAAAUGGCCGAACGAGCAUUCGAUCCAGAACAGGAAGAAGAUGACAACGAGGAGCUGGAUAUUGAAGGGCAAACCAAUCCUCUGCACUAUUCCACCGGGUGGCUUAUGGGCCUUUUUGAUCCGCUUAAAGUUGUGCACAACGCAAAGCAACUUGUGCUGCAUCAGUUUUUCUUCUCAGCCGCUUCUCGGUCUCGCGUCCUUCUGAUUGCGCGCUUGAUGAAUACGCUUGCAAACCAACAAGCUCUGGACGAACAGGGUUUGACAAUAUUGGGUUUACUCAGAGAUAGCGUAUUCAAGAACAUUAUUGGUUGCAGUCUACAGUACCCAAUCUCGGGCGAAACAAGGCGACAAGCGAGGGUUUCGUUGAGCAACAUUCAUGAGCUGGUGGGAAUUCAAUUGCAACCUCCCCCUCAGCUCGACGAUCAGCCUUCUCACAAUUGCAACUCCAGUAUUCUUAGCCGCCUGUCCGCCCCCUCAUCCUCCUCGUUUGUUCGAUAUUAUCUCGACCCUAGUUUGGAUCUUAGACACUUUGCAGCUGCAGAUAUCAUAUUGGUACGACAUUCCUUGGUCUCUCGAACUCUCCGAGAUCAAUUCAUUCUAGUUCUGGCAUACAUGAAUGGACUUAGGGAGGAUGCACGAAUACAGGCUUCCGGAGACUUGCGAGGACAAGGAUUCAAAACACGGACGGUACCUGGGCGAAGGCCCGAGAAGAAACUUGCGCAAAUCGAACAGCCAUUGGUUGGGUCAAGUUCGGCCACGCUUCAGUCGACUUCUGGAUCACCCAGCUACAAUAUUCUUGACCUCGAUCUGCUCGAACUGCCGCUUCUGCCCUUGGCCGACGUCCCUUUGCUGCUCGAUACAAGCCCUUAUGUUAUUGGCGCCACACCAUUCGUACAGCCAGCCUCGGCUGGACUGUUGGCCCGACCCAACAUGCUCUUUCAUAAUCCGUCUCAGCGUAGGUCGACUCUGCAUCUAGAGGAAGAUGACAGCGAACAGUCUGAUGUCGAAGGCGUCAAGUCAAUCAUCUAUGCCACCCCACAUUUGAACGACAUUGUGGACAACAGUUCGUUUAAUUUGUUCUACAGAACUAAACUCGAAGGCGACCUCCGCAGGAUACGCAUACUACCGGGCCAGAGCAAAGAUCCUGCGCUAAUGAUUAUACGCAUAGUCGUACAAGAAUGCUGGAGAUGUGUGUAUAUCUACUUUUACAUGGCGCUCUGCGGUGCACAUGCAGAGGACCCUCGAGUGCAGCACUCAUUAAAGAGGUAUAUGCGGUUGGUCAAUGGUAUCAGACCUGGCAGGAACCCGGAUGUGUUCCUAUUUACUCCGAUGGUCAUUGCCGGUGUCUCGGCCAUCAAGGCUAAACAUCGCCACACCCUCACCUCUCGAACAUUGGGGUUGCCCGAGCAUUCGAAACCUGGGACGACAGGGAACGAUUUAGGGCAGAACAAUGCUCAUCUGGCUCGACACAACCAUGUCUCCCGACAAAUCUCAAGGGCUUCCAAUCGGUCUAUUAACUCUCCCAUCGACCUGCUCGCCUCCCUGUUGAGUUUCGCACUCUCAGUCUUCAUGUUGACGAAACGUGCUCAGGCCCAACGCCGCUUGGCUACCAACGGCCCCAACGCCCUGUCUCCCCCACCUAGUAAUACUUUCCGCAAGGUUCUGGAAUGGAUUUUUGGUGGAUUUGGUUCACUUCUUCUCGCUGCUAGUAUUGUCUGCUUUAUUGCAUGGAAGCCCCUUGGAGAGCCGAACCCAGCACCCGCAAAUCUGGCACUGGCAGUUGUUCUACUAAUUGUUCUUCUACUCAAUGCUGUAUUCAAUAUGUGGCAAGGCCGCACGUUGGCUUCCCUUACCUCCCUUCUCCCAUCUGCAGUGACCGUACUCCGCGAUGGUCAACCUACUGUAACUCAGGCCAGCCAACUUGUAACCGGUGAUAUCGUCAUGCUAGGCACCGCGAAGGCCUUAUGGUCGACCGUGGUGUUGACUGGAGAGUCCGAACCUAUCCCGGCAAGCACUCAUUAUACCGACCAAAACUUCCUCGAAACGCGCAAUAUUGCUCUACAAGGAACAUAUUGCGUAUCAGGUAGCGGCAUGGGUGUUGUUGUUCAGGUCGGGGAUGGAACCUGGUCGUAUCGCACGGCUGUCUACUGGUCCAAUGCCAAUGGGAAAAAUGGGUUGACUGCUGGGCUCACCACUCUUCAGCUCAUUCUUUGGGCCGCAUGGUUGCGUCGCGACUACCCCAAUUAUAUAAACGUUCCAACACUCUUGAUUGACGUCGUAUCGGUCAUGGUCGCAUUUAUUCCUGAGGGAUUGCCAGUUGCGAUCACCAUGUCACUCGCCAAGGUGGCGCAUACACUCAGCAAGAAGAAGGUUCUUUGCAAGUCGCUCUCUAUUGUCGAGACCCUCGGUUCGGUUAAUGUCCUGUGCUCAGACAAAACCGGUACCCUCACUCAGAAUAAGAUGACGGUUCAAGACGUCGCUAUCUUUGAUACCGAAUACAGCGUCCUGGGGUUCCGAGAUGCGUCAAACGAAGGCCAGGGUAAUAAUAAUCUACGUCAGAUGAGCGCCGUCGCGCCAUAUGCAACUCGGCAAACUUCGCUUCCGAACUGA
Rhizoctonia solani is the source of this 2982-nucleotide messenger RNA. Its product is annotated as sodium/potassium-transporting ATPase subunit alpha. Gene Ontology annotation, cellular component: membrane. Gene Ontology annotation, molecular function: P-type sodium:potassium-exchanging transporter activity; ATP binding; ATP hydrolysis activity. NCBI's taxonomy places the organism in Eukaryota, Fungi, Basidiomycota, Agaricomycetes, Cantharellales, Ceratobasidiaceae. The transcript is spliced from 22 exons. Gene Ontology annotation, biological process: potassium ion import across plasma membrane; intracellular potassium ion homeostasis; intracellular sodium ion homeostasis. The record is from RefSeq and is a predicted model, not a curated record. The coding region runs from base 1 to 2982 and encodes 993 amino acids.